GUUUUUUUGGUUACGCCGAGUGUGAAGAUUGUUUGUGGAAGAAAGGAAUCAUGGCGAAAAUCGCUCUUGGAAGCACCAGCGAGGUCACUCAGCCAGAUUGCAUUCAAGCCCUCGUCGUUGAAUUCAUCGCCACCUUCCUCUUCGUCUUUGUUGGCGUUGCUUCUUCCAUGCUCACUGAGAAGCUCGGUGGGGAUGCAUUAGUAGGGUUGUUUGUUGUGGCCGUGGCACAUGCACUGGUGGUGGCCGUCAUGAUCUCCGCUGCACACAUCUCCGGUGGCCACCUGAACCCCGCCGUGACUAUUGGUCUCCUUGCCGGCGGUCACAUCACCGUGUUCCGUUCCAUCCUCUAUUGGAUUGAUCAGUUAGUCGCAUCUGCGGCAGCUUCUUAUCUCCUUUACUUCCUCUCUGGAGGACAGACAACUCCGGUUCAUACGCUGGCCGCCGGAAUAGGGUACGGUCAAGGGGUAAUUUGGGAGAUUGUGUUGACCUUUUCUUUGCUGUUCACUGUCUACGCCACCAUGGUAGAUCCAAAGAAGGGACCACUUGCUGGGCUUGGCCCGACUCUUGUUGGGUUUGUCGUGGGGGCCAAUAUCCUCGCUGGUGGAGCUUACUCCGCCGCUUCUAUGAACCCAGCGCGGUCUUUUGGGCCUGCCUUGGUUACUGGCAACUGGACCGAUCAUUGGGUUUACUGGGUUGGGCCUCUCGUUGGUGGUGGGCUUGCCGGUUUCAUCUAUGAAACUUUCUUCAUUGAUCGAUCUCACGUUCCUCUUCCUCGUGAUGAAGAAUCCUAAUUAGGAGGACUGUCAGCUUCGACUUUGCUUUCUUCAUUCAGAUUAUUAAACAGUCUUUUUUUGUGUCUAUUUGUAUCUUUGUUUUCUUUGUGUUUUUUUUUCUAGCUCGGUUUAUGAGUAAUAUAUCUCCCAAAAUAAGAUCGCAAUUUAGUUCA
Messenger RNA from Vigna umbellata (rice bean), 946 nucleotides. It is a transcript of the gene TIP4;1, whose product is annotated as tonoplast intrinsic protein 4;1. NCBI's taxonomy places the organism in Eukaryota, Viridiplantae, Streptophyta, Magnoliopsida, Fabales, Fabaceae. Gene Ontology annotation, molecular function: water channel activity. Gene Ontology annotation, cellular component: membrane. Gene Ontology annotation, biological process: transmembrane transport; water transport. The record is from RefSeq and is a predicted model, not a curated record.